Molecule: messenger RNA, 1098 nt
Organism: Aspergillus alliaceus
Lineage: Eukaryota; Fungi; Ascomycota; Eurotiomycetes; Eurotiales; Aspergillaceae
Product: ankyrin repeat domain-containing protein
Exons: 1
Coding region: 4-948 (314 amino acids)
Molecular function (GO): protein binding
Source: RefSeq, a predicted model, not a curated record
ACCAUGUCGCUCCUAUUAUUACCUACUGAGUUAAUUCUUAUCAUUGCAGGAUCUCUAGGAGCCCAACGAGAUAUCAAUGCUUUGUGCCAAGCGAAUAAGUAUCUCUAUGACCUCUUGGUCACACAUUUGUAUCGGUUCCAUGUCCUCAACCAUGACAGCUCCGCAUUACAAUGGGCGGCAAAGCACGGUCUGGUUAGUACAGUCAAAAGGUUGGUAGAAGCAGGUGCCGACCUACAUGAAGAGAAGGAGGGAAGAAAAGUCCCUAUCCCUUCUCUGGGUCGCUGGACGAAGUGGGCGUUGUACCCGCCGCCAGACACCCCACUGAUGAUCGUGGCGGCACAACAUGGGCAGGAUUCCAUGAUCGACUAUCUUUUGGAACAAGGCUUAGACCCUAACGUGGUAUGUGAUACUGGGGACACACCUCUAUCGCUCGUGGCCAAGCAGGGCUCCAUAUCCAUCGCGCAAAAAUUACUCGCCAAAGGUGCCACUGCAGACACGUUCUUUCAUGAGAAGUGUAAUAUGAGCGUUCCACCAGUCGUGGAACCUGCGGGCAAGGGAGACCUUGCCAUGGUACGGUUGAUGAUCGAGGAUGUUAAGAGGAAUCACCAGACUCGUUUGUGGAUACAUCUUGGCGAUGCACUACUUCGUGCGGCGACCUGUGGAAGGGACAAUGUUGUUCAUUAUGUACUGUCCCAAGGGGCGGAUACUGAACGGGCUGAUGACCGGGAUAUGAGGUCUUUGUAUCUUGCGGCUUACAAUGGCCAUGAAUCGACGGUUCGUCUACUACUCGGUCACGGUGCGACCAUUGGCACAGAGUGGCGUUGUCUGAAAGACAUAGGAAGGAGUGGAAACAGUGGUAUCAUUAUGGCUUUCGUGGAGGCAUGCUCGAGCAUCACGGAUGAGACUCAUCGUAAAUGGGCUCUAGAAAAUUUAUGGGGAGACAUGUAGAGGCCUUGGAUGGCAUUGAUGAAUGACUAUCAGUUAUUCCACAUGCUCCAUCUGCUGUUGUAUGAUAGGAGCCAAAUAAUAUGGUCGCUAGGGUGUUGUAAGAGUGAACUCGACUCGUACUGUGAUAGUGAGCCUUCAACCUGGCCGCUG